This is a messenger RNA of Apus apus (common swift), 1380 nucleotides long. It is a transcript of the gene RTN4RL1, whose product is annotated as reticulon 4 receptor like 1. The record is from RefSeq and is a predicted model, not a curated record. The coding region runs from base 16 to 1380 and encodes 454 amino acids. Gene Ontology annotation, molecular function: protein binding. Lineage: Eukaryota; Metazoa; Chordata; Aves; Apodiformes; Apodidae. The transcript has 2 exons. Gene Ontology annotation, cellular component: plasma membrane.
CGCCCCGGCUCCAAGAUGCUCCGCCAAGGGGGGUUUGCAGAGCUGCUGCUGGUGCUGCUGGGGCUGAAGGUGCCUGGCGCCCUGGGCUGCCCCACCGACUGCGUCUGCUACCCGUCCCCCAUGACCGUCAGCUGUCAGGCUCACAACUUCGUCACCAUCCCCGAGGGCAUCCCUGAGGACAGCGAGAGGAUCUUCCUCCAGAACAACCAGAUCACCUUGCUGCUGCGGGGCCACUUCAGCCCCUCCAUGGUCACCCUCUGGAUCUACUCCAACAACAUCACCUUCAUCGACCCCAACACCUUCGAUGGGUUUGUCAACCUGGAAGAGUUGGACCUAGGGGACAACCGCUACUUAAGGGCUUUAGCUGCAGACACUUUCCAAGGGCUGGUGAAACUCCACGCCUUGUAUUUGUACAAGUGUGGGCUGAGCUCCCUCCCCAGUGGGAUAUUUGGUGGCCUCCACAACCUGCAAUACCUUUACCUGCAAGACAACCACAUUGAGUUCCUUCAGGAUGAUAUUUUUGUUGACUUGGUUAACCUCAGCCAUCUUUUUCUCCAUGGAAACAAGCUUUGGAGCCUCCAUCAGAACACAUUCAGGGGACUAAUAAACCUGGAUCGGCUGCUCAUCCAUCAAAAUCAGCUGCAGUGGAUUCACAGGCGGGCUUUUCACGACCUCCGAAGAUUGACCACCCUUUUCCUGUUCAAUAACAGCCUCUCGGAGCUGCAGGGCGACUGCCUGGCCCACUUGGGAGCUCUGGAGUUUCUCAGGCUGAAUGGGAACCCAUGGAGCUGCGACUGCAAAGCCCGUUCCCUCUGGGAAUGGCUGCACAGGUUCCGAGGCUCCAGCUCCAGCGUCAUCUGCGAGUCCCCAGAGCAGAUGCACGGCAAGGACCUCAAGGUGCUAAGAGCAGAAGACUUUAGGAACUGUUCGGGGUCCGAGUCGCUCCAUCAGAUUAAAACACAUACUUUCUCCACGGCGGACAGAGGAGCCUCCAAAACCCACCACCCUCACCACUCCUCCAAGGAGAAGGGGAAGGAGAAUGGCUUGCACAGCAGCCAGCCCGCCGGCCCCCCCGGCUCCCGGCCGGGCUUCCGCAAACCCGGCAAGAACUGCACCAGCCACAAAAGCCGCAACCGAACCUCCAAACCAGUAUCCUUGGGGCCGCGGAAAAACGGGCAGGAGGUUCCAGACUAUGUGCCUGAUUAUCAGCACAAAUUCAGUUUUGGGGUGAUGCCCACGCUCCACCCCAAACGCAAGGGGAAGUGCACCCGUCGGACGCCCAUCCGCCCCCCCAGCGGGGUGCAGCAGGCAGCCGGCUGCCCGGGGCUCAGGGCGUCGCUCCUGGUCUUCAUGAUGGUGUUGGCGGCCGUCAUCCGCUGA